AUGUCCAAAAUCAAAGGGAUAAGUAUCUUUGUUAUUCUCUGUAUAUAUUGUCGUACUGUGGAGGCCGUGAACGGUAGUUUGGAGUAUAAUACCGACCAGAUCAGCCGAGAUGGAGUCAACGACCCAGCUAUGAAGUAUUUGUACUCUUUCAACGACUAUGUUAUCAGUUUGUUGUCGAAUCGACCGUUUCCUCAAGAAACGCUGAUCGACCAAGACUUUAUGAACUUGAACGUGGUCAAGUCUGUCCAGAACAACCAGAAUCGGGUGGGUAUACCUAUAUAAGUUUAGUUUUUUACCUUUUUUAUAGUUUUCAUUUAUUAUUAUUGUUUUUUUUACAUUUUGGUAAGAUGUAUUGUGGGUUGUUACCUAAUGAUAUAAUACACCAUUCGAGUCUAUUAGAUCGUGAGUAAUAUAUGAAUCAUUUCAGUGGCUGUUACACGAACAAUGGUGGUUGGGGAUCGCCGCCGUCUUAGUGGUGGGGUCCUUACUCUAUACCAUCUUCUACAUUCUCUACAAGUGUUGUGUAUGUUGUUGUGGCCAGAAGAAGGAAGAAGUGGACGGCCGAUGGGACGACUGCAAAAGAACCUUGCUCAAUCUUGUUUUUGCCUUUUUUGUUAUUAUUAGUAUCUUUGCAUCUGUUGCAGUUUUGUUAUGUUCUCAAUAUGCCACUUUAUCAGUGGAGAGGUUUCCCAGUGUCAUUACCUGGUUUGGAGAUGAUCUGGAGAUGUACAAGAGCUACAAUAAUGAGGUGAGUUUUAUAAGAAGAUUAUGUUUGCGUAGAAUGUAGUAUGUUUUAUGGUUUCUUGUUGUAGUUUAUACCUAAAAUCUUUAAUGUGAACAUAAUUUGGAAAAGGUGUAUAUAAUAAUAAUAUAUUUUAAAUUUGCUUAUAGUUAGCCGAUGAGAUUAUCGAAAAUGGAUGGAGAGAUACCAAAGAUGAGUUCAAGUUUUACCUUCACAAUACGGGUCGAGAUGUUGUUAACAAUUUGUACGAUCAUGUGUCUAACAAAAUCUUCUUUCAAUUGAACAAGAUCAAUUCAGGUGAUUUUUAUGCAUUUCGUGAUCUUGUUACCUAAAUCACUGAUUAUUUUAAUUAUUUUUUUAAUACUAUUUGAUUUGAACUUUUAUCUUUAAUUAUGUAUCAGAAUUUAUUACCUAAAAUCUGUGAAAAUAUCCAAUUUGGAUAUCUAAUAUUUGAUUUCAGCUACGAUGGAGUUGCGAGAGUUGAGUGAUGACAAAGCUUUUGGUGUUAUGUUGGAGAUGUUGAGCAAGAAUGGUGCUGAUUAUGGACUAACGUCUCAUCAAAUUGUAAGUUUAUAAUGAUUAUCAGUUAGUAUUGACGGUUCCGUUUAAAGACGGUGAUAAAUGUUUGCUAUAAAGUUAUGAGCAUAUUGUUAAGUACAUUAUUGCACAGAUGUAAGAAUCUGUAUUUCAGAACACGGUAAACAAACUGAAGCUCUACCUACCUCGACUGGAGGAGAUGACUCAACUGAAGGAUCUGAACAAAACCCUCGAAGCAACGGCUUCUAACAUUCAACAAAAGGUUGAUCGCUACGUUAACAGUGAGUUAUCUUUGUAAUGACAGUAUGUUUUAGGUAAACUUGGAUGUUUUAGAUAUGAAUAUUCGUGACGGUGACUUUUCAGAUAUCAUACAACGUAUCGACGAAGAAGACAGCACGGUGCAAGAUGUCCAGCUACAGAUUAAGAAAGAACUGGAUUCCUUGGACUUCUCGGAAGUGCACCAGUUGGCCCACAAGCUGCAGAAGAUCUUCGAAGACAACAAACAGUACAUUAACAUUGCGUAUGUCACUUUCAAAUUUCAUUUAGUUUUUGAUUAAUUUUAAAAACUAUUACCAUUGUGUAUGUUACUAUUACUACAAUACUAUAGCUGGUUUGCCUUCCUUGGAGUAGCAGCUAUGUUGUUCUUCAUAGCUUUGUGUUUCCUGUUCGGAGUGUUUUAUGGGAUGUGUGGUAGAAGAGCCAGCUACUACAACGACGAUUGUUGUGUCAGACCUACUGGUGGCAAGUUCUAUGGAUGGUAAGUUCGAAAUUUACUAUAAAAAACUAAAUUAAUUGUCUUGUAUUUUUGGUUAAUAUGUGCAUAUGUCGUAUAGUAUCGUGAUGUAUCUUUACAGUGGGAUCUUCCUGGCUGUGUUGAUGUUCUUUGUGCUGUCAGUCGUAGCAUCAGUCUUGAUGUUGGUAUUCGCCAACGCUACUGACAUUGUUUGUGAUCCAUGGAAGCAUCCAGAAAGCCGACCGGAGAUGAUCGACCUGGCUGACAGAGUAAUGUACGAGAAGUUGAUCAACACGAGGACAAAUAGUGGAGCACUUUCUGAAGUGUUGGGGACGAAGACCAACCUCAAGCAGUUGAUCAAGGGAUGUCAGAACCAGACCACCUUCGUCCAGAUGAUCGGAUUAAGGGACAAGUACAAGAACCUCUCUCCGUUCAAUGACAAGAUCGACGAGAUAUCCAAACUUGGAGAUAGCAUCCGCAACUUCUUCGAGUCCGACUUCAAGCUGGAGGUUGACUUGGAUGUGGAUGAAACUGAAAAGCAUCUAGAUCAGCUAAGAGGCUUCUCCGAGAUUGAUCUUACUGUAAGUAGUUUAAUGAAAGCAUACGAUGAUUAUAAAACUUAUUACUGAACAUCGACUAUACCAAUAUGUUUAGGAAUUCAAAUCAUAUCCUCAAAUCCAACAGUUUCUGCCACUUCUGGAAAGAGCUGAGUCCGCGAUUAAGAAGCUGAGUAAUCUACCUACAAAAGGAGCUCUGGUCUUGGCUCAAAACACCUUGGCUAACAAGGACGAGUACGGCAAGAACAUGAACAAAGUAGUCGUAGAAGCUACCAAUAAGAUCAAGCAAAUCAUCGAGAAGUACUUCAAUCGACUACAGGACUCCUUGGAGACGCGGAUCACAAGUUGUGAGCCGAUCUCACACAUCAUGGGUAACAUGAGAAUGGCAGUAUGUGAUCAUACCGUGGACCCCAUCAACGGAAUCUGGAUGUCUUUGCUACUGAGUGUGAUUCUGUUCGUUCCCUUGAUCAUGAUGGCCAACUCUCUUACCAAACUCUACAACCACGCUGCCCCCUUCACUAAAUAGUAAGUUAACUUUAACUUUUUUGGCUGAUGAUCCGUAACAAUUAUUUCAACUGACUUUACGUUGUGCUAUAACAUUUUACAGUAAUUACAGUACUGUGCACGAACCUCAUACUGAAGCUGCUUUCACUACUGAUGACUACGCAAUGACCAUGAAUCCAAACAAGUAAGUAGUAGUAUGUUGCUUGAAGUACGGCGCUAGGACAAAUGCGGCUUUUGGACAUUUGCGGAUCUGCGGUUUUUAGACACUUGCGGAUCUUCGGUUUUUGGACACUUGCGGAUUUUGGACAUUUGCGGAUUUUUCAAAGGGGGUUUUUUUUUAUUUUUUAUUUAAUUUAGUUGUAGUAUGGUACUAAAUGGUACUAAAGUUUAAAUUGGCACUGUCUUAAUAUUUCUUAAUGUUAAAUAGUACUAAAUUUUUAAUCGGUACUGUUUUUAUAUUUUUGGUACUAAAUAGUACUAAAAGCCCAAAAAGGUACUGUUAUGUUAAAACCGUACCAAUUCAAACUUUAGUACAAUUUAGUACCAUAAUACAACUAAAUUAACUAAAAAAAACCUUUAAAAAAUCCGCAAAUGUCCAAAAUCCGCAAGUGUCUAAAAGCCGCAGAUCUGCAAAUGUCCAAAAACCGCAUUUGUCCUAGCGCCUGAAGUACAAAUGCUACUCUUCUGAUGUUUUUAAUAUAAUUUAGUAAAUAGCCAUACAUCUUACACAUGAUUGUUUGAGAUAACUAAUUAAUUAAAAAGCUGAUAUAUAUUAACAUUAUCUUCAGAAACUACGAAACAAGGAGCAACGGUUACCAUGACGCAUAUCCUCCUCCAUAUCUGAACGACCAAUACCGGUAUCGAUAUUAA
Molecule: messenger RNA, 3943 nt
Organism: Bursaphelenchus okinawaensis
Lineage: Eukaryota; Metazoa; Nematoda; Chromadorea; Rhabditida; Aphelenchoididae
Source: the annotation of a GenBank genome assembly